ACUCUGCUUGUGCUUACAUCAACAUCUCAAUUAAACUUUAAAUACAUUCUGCGAAAUUAAACAUUUUUGCAUAUUCAUUAAUGUCGAACAAUAAAGAAGUUGAACACGUUUGGAAUAUCAAUGUGUCACUCUUUCGAAAUUGCAUGGAUCGAUGCAUUUUAACCGCAGAAUGCCGAUAUCAACUUCAUUUGUUCAUAAACCGAUUUCUCCGUGAAUGGAUAUUUUACUGAAAGCAAGGAACCAUAAUUAUGCAUUAGCAUAACUUAUAUGCAUGUAUAUAGUACAUCUUAAACAUUCUGACGUCACGUAGAUGAUUUAUGUACAUCAAGUGACAGUACAUAUCAUUCCACGAGGUAUAUGCACGUGUCGAUCUAACGUCCUCAUAGCACAGCCCGUGCUUCACUCUACACAACAUACAUAUGUAUGUAUGCUACAUAUCCCAAGGCCAUGGUGAUGUAUUGGUGCUGCCACUUAGCGAUAAACAGUGAAAAUCAGUAAAAACCAAUGAAAACUCGAAAAUAGAAAAAAUUAAUGAUCUCCGGUACCGGUACUAGUGCAAUAGUACCAAUUGUUCAAAAUUAAUGUUCCUGGAAUCAAAAAACUUGUGGAGGGACAGCGGGUGCAACAUACAUACAUACAUGCAUACAUACAUACAUGCAUACAUACAUACUCAACCCGGACAGACACUGGUUUACAGCGUAGAGUGUUUAGGUUACGUUAGACGCGAGGAACAUAGGAAAACACAAGGAAUAACUCGAAGGUGUUGAUGUGUUUAUUAUUUUCAUUGGAAGAAAUAACUGUGAUCGACCAUGAAUCCUGCAGAAGAUUGGAGCGGCAAUUGUCAGACACCGAUAGACGAUCAGACACAGGAAAUCGCCCAUGAGGAAUCUAAACAAGCUAUACCUGGAUACGUUAAGUUCGACGACUACAUUCAGGAUGCGUUUGAUGCUAUAAGAGUUGGAAUCAAAGCAGCGAAUGCUUUGCCGAUCGAAUCAAACUUUAACUAUUAUUGCUGUUUUCCUAGUUUUUUAACUGCCAAAGAUAAUAAUGUGGAGCUAUUGUUAAGCGUUAUGCAGCAUGUUUUGGGAACCGCGGGUAUUAAAGGUAACAUUUCUAGGCUCGAUACGGAAGAAAAGUUUGACCUUCUGUUGGAAUCCAACGACAUACUCCUGGACAGAGCAAACUUGUUAAUGGAUGAAGAAUCUGGCAUUGUGAAGACAUCCGAAGUAGAAUUUGUUGUAACGCAGACGAAAAAACAGACUGUGAACGGCAGUUGGAACAAACGACCGUCUCGAUUGACCGAAACGAUUGACGCUGCGCAAUCCGUUCGGCUACUUGCCGGUAGAAACAUUCAAAGACCUCAAAUAAUGUUCAAGGAUAAAAUUGAUAACAGCUCGAAACCAUGGUGCCCCAAGAUCAAAGACAAACCAAACUCUUUGAAACCUUUGGCAAUUUAUUUGGAAGAGGGCGAGAACGGAGAAACUUUCAGUCAUCCGUACGAAUACGAAUUGGACAUCUUUACUCCCCCUUGCAGCCAGUUACAGAAAUUCGAACCUAAGAAAUAUAAAUCUCUAGACGAAACGCCCUUGAUAAUGAUCGAGAACCCGUCCGAUGUCAAAACACUGAUACAAGACUUGAAUAGGUACAAAGAAAUUGCCGUAGACUUGGAGCAUCAUUCCUAUAGGAGUUUCCAAGGAAUAACUUGCCUAAUGCAAAUCUCGACGUCAGAUGCGGAUUACAUAAUCGAUACAUUGACGUUACGUUCCGAGCUGCACGAGUUGAAUGAAAUUUUUACGAAACCUACAAUUCUGAAAGUAUUUCAUGGCGCGGAUCUAGACAUUCAAUGGCUUCAACGAGAUUUAUCCCUGUACGUGGUGAACAUGUUCGACACACAUCAAGCCGCGAAACAACUUAAUCUGCCUUAUUUGAGUUUAGCAUACCUGCUGAAACAUUAUUGUAACGUAGAUCCGAACAAACAUUUUCAAUUGGCCGAUUGGCGAAUAAGACCUUUGCCUGAAGAACUUCAAAGAUACGCUAGAGAAGAUACGCAUUAUUUAUUGUUUGUGAAAGAUAUACUGAAGAAUGCUUUAAUAGAUGUUGCCAAUGGACAAACGAACAUCUUGAAAGCAGUGUACGAUAGAAGUACAGACAUAUGUAAGAAAACUUACGUAAAGCCGUUCUGGACGGAAGAAAAUUGUAUGAGUCUGUAUAGAAAGAGUCAGAAAAUGUUUAAUAAUAAACAGCUUUAUGCUCUGAGAGAAGUUCACAAAUGGAGAGAUUCGACUGCCAGGGAAGAAGACGAUAGCACCGCUUACGUUUUACCGAACCACAUGCUCUUGAAUAUAGCGGAAACAUUACCACGCGAGAUGCAAGGAAUCUUGGCGUGUUGCAAUCCUAUACCUCCUUUGGUCCGACAACAUUUGCUAAAGUUACACAAAAUCAUAUUGAAGGCUAGAGAACAGCCGCUCAUCAAACCAGUUCUCGAGGAUCUCAGGCAAAGGUUGACCCAAAGAAAUCAGAUUUCAAAUUCAGAAACUUGGAUGCAUUCGCCCCAUGAUAUUCCAAGCGGUAUGGAAGCGAGAGCCGAUUUACCAUGUUUGUUGGACAAAAGUAUGGUAUCUGAAACAUCAUUGACAAAUACUACAGUGGAACAUACGGUUACAGUGUUCGAUAGCCCAGUCACAUCCGAGGACGAAGAAUCUACAAAGGACGAUCAACAAAGCGUCAAAAAGAAAAAGUUUGUGUUUGUUAGUCCGUUCGAACGAUAUAAACGCGUGAUACCAAUGAUAGCACUGGAAGAAGCACAAGAAAGGGAAAGGCAAAAGCAAAAAGAAGAAAAUCGAGCGACAGAAAUGCAGAAACAAGAAGACCAAGAAGAAAUAGCGGGAAGCAAAAAUAGAGUUUACGAACAUUUCAAACAAGUUUCUAAUAUAACGGCAAGAGAAAAUUCGAAGAAACCGGCACCGGUAUCCUUGUGUCAACUACAAGGGCGAAAACGAAAGCGAGAUUCCAAUAUCAAAAAAGAAGCUGGAACGCGAGAGAAGGAAGACGACAGUUUAUUAACGCCAGCUCCGUCAUUGGUGAAAGAUGAAUCGGACGACGAGACAUCCUUAAUGGAGGAGCAGAAGGUAGAAAAUUAUCUAGCAAGAAUCCGAGAUCGAGGCGAAGUCAAGGAAACGAUCAAAUCUAUACGUAUAAGGAAAAAGGGAGAUAAACGGCAAACGAUACAAGAGUUGAAGAAUAUAGGUUUGAUGCCAUCGAGAAACUUUGAUUACAAACAAGUCGAUUUCAGUUCCUUCCAAGGAGGAAGCGCAAAUACAACGAACAAAGCGAACUUUGUGCAAACGAUGAAAAAACAACACGAGAAGAGACGAAAGCGAAAGAAUUCGGUACAGAAAAUGGUAUUCUUUCCGACGUUGUUGAUCAAGCUCUCUUUGGUUUCUGCAGCAUAUGGCCUGCUGUUCGACAGAAAUGCGAAUCAAAAUGAAAAUACCAGUAGAAACGUAAACGUUACAGUGAAAAAUUCCUUGACCGGUUAUAUGAGAAAUUUAUCAGAGUUCAUUUAUACGAUCUCUGGUUCUUCGGAUCUCGUAGACUAUCGCGCAGAAUCUAAAUCGGAUCAAGUCGAUUGUCUUGGUUUGGGUAAAACGUUUGCGACAUUUUUGGAAUGGCUUUUCACGAGCAAACCAAAUGGAACGAAAGCUUUGGAUAUCAAAUUUUUACUGUCUUCGCGGAAUCAACCGCAACGCGUCCAGGUAGUGAUCGGAGAACAAUUUGGUUUGGAGUGGACAGACUAUCGAAUCGACCGUCCAACUAUUAUAAUUGUACAUGGAUUUUUAUCGAACGGUCAAGAAUCGUGGAUCAAUGAUUUGGAAACAUCGUUUCUCCAAUGGAACGACGUGAACGUUGUGGUCGUUGACUGGAGUAGCGGAGGUAAUACUUGGAACUAUUACAAAGCUGCAGUAAAUACAAGAGUAGUGGGAUAUGAAAUUGCAAGAUUUUUAGAACAGAUAGAAGAUGCGACGAACGUUGGAAGCGUCGGCGGCAGCAACGAUAAGAGCCGGGGACCUUUACACUUGGUGGGUCACAGUCUCGGGGCACACAUAUGCGGGUUUGCGGCGAAGGAGCUGAAAAGAAAACGGAGCGCGUGGAGAGUGAAAAGAAUAACAGGAUUGGAUCCUGCCCAGCCUUGUUUCAGGAACGCGGAUUCCACCGUGAAGCUUCACAAAUCCGACGCAUCGUUCGUAGACAUUAUACACACUAAUGGGAAAUUGCUCUCGAAAAUCGGAUUAGGUUUACCGGAGCCGAUAGGCCACGCUGACUUUUAUCCGAACGGUGGGAAAAGCCAACCUGGCUGCGUGGAAAUAGACGCUUCGUACAACCAAUAUUUACCGUUUCCUGUCCGAGAGAUCGGUAAUUCCAUCUGCAGUCAUGGACGUUCGUACGUUUAUUUAACGGAGUCGUUGAUAUCCGACGUUAAACAUAAUUGUACAUUUUGGGCGCAUCAUUGGGAUUUAUCGUAUCGAAAUCUAAUGGCGGUUGGGUCGGAACUUUGUACUAGAAACAUUUGCACCGAAAUGGGUAUAAACGCCAUAAAUUAUCCCCAGCGUGGAACAUUCUUCGUUGCUACUUCGAACUCGACCCCAUUUUGCCUAGUUGUCAACGACACUGGUGCGGUCGGCCAAGCCAUCGUUCAGGUGGAGAAGAACAACAGGGACGAACUUUGCGACUGAAACUGAUCGUUCGAUUCAAAUAAAUAAUCAACGUGUACCGACUAUAUAUUCUCAAAUAAAUGCUCUUUACUUUGCUCAUCGGUAA
Messenger RNA from Megalopta genalis, 4818 nucleotides. It is a transcript of the gene Rrp6, whose product is annotated as exosome component Rrp6. The record is from RefSeq and is a predicted model, not a curated record. Gene Ontology annotation, biological process: nuclear polyadenylation-dependent CUT catabolic process; nuclear polyadenylation-dependent snRNA catabolic process; nuclear polyadenylation-dependent antisense transcript catabolic process. Gene Ontology annotation, molecular function: 3'-5'-RNA exonuclease activity; nucleotide binding; single-stranded RNA binding. Lineage: Eukaryota; Metazoa; Arthropoda; Insecta; Hymenoptera; Halictidae. Gene Ontology annotation, cellular component: nucleolus; nuclear exosome (RNase complex).